AUGUCCGGCUACAACGGCCGUCGCGGGCCAAACGUCUCCGCGUACGUCGCCAACCUCAACACCAUCGUCCCCGACGAGGUCCACGAGCCGAAUCCGGAUUUUUCCAUGUUCUUGGACACCGAUCUCUUCGAUCAGUACGACACCGGCAACCUUGGCUUGAAUCCAUCGCUCGACGUAGAUUUGAACAACAUCGAGACACCAGCACCGGCCACGCAAGCGAGUCGCACAGUGCCCCCGCUUACCGCGACCGACGCCAAAAUGCCUUUCGACCUCAAUGACGACUUCCAGUUUGCCGACUUCUCCAAUUUCUCGCAGCCUCUUUCCAUCGAUCCUUCUCUCUCGAAUCCGCUCCCCGCGUCACGUACUUACUCUGUAGGCAAUGCUUACACGUCCCCCACCUCAACAGCCGUAUCACCUAUCGUCCCUGGUUUCGAUGCCGCCGCUGGUAAGAAGCGUAAGCACGAAAGUGCUGCGGAUACGCCGAGCCAACCCCCUACAGAUGAGAACGCCCGUCACGCCGCCGAGGAGGACAAGCGGCGCCGUAACACAGCCGCGAGCGCCCGCUUCCGCAUCAAGAAGAAGCAGCGCGAGCAGGCGCUCGAGCAGACAGCCAAGGACAUGACGGAUCGUGUCAGUGUGCUCGAGACGCGCAUCCAGCAGCUCGAGACGGAGAACACUUGGCUCAAGAGCCUCAUCACCGAGAAGAACGGCGGCAAGGCGUCGCCCUCCGAGAUCCAGGCCCGCCUCUCCAAGCGCGAGGAGAGUGAGCGAAGUAACGGCAACAGGACCGAUGGCGUCGGCACGAAGGCCUCCAAGGCUUAA
Molecule: messenger RNA, 822 nt
Organism: Didymosphaeria variabile
Lineage: Eukaryota; Fungi; Ascomycota; Dothideomycetes; Pleosporales; Didymosphaeriaceae
Exons: 2
Coding region: 1-822 (273 amino acids)
Biological process (GO): regulation of transcription by RNA polymerase II
Cellular component (GO): nucleus
Molecular function (GO): DNA-binding transcription activator activity, RNA polymerase II-specific; RNA polymerase II transcription regulatory region sequence-specific DNA binding
Source: RefSeq, a predicted model, not a curated record